This is a messenger RNA of Micromonas commoda, 117 nucleotides long. Lineage: Eukaryota; Viridiplantae; Chlorophyta; Mamiellophyceae; Mamiellales; Mamiellaceae. The record is from the annotation of a RefSeq genome assembly.
AUGCUUACGUUAAAAAUUCUUGUUUACACAGUAGUUAUCUUCUUCAUUUCGCUUUUCGUAUUUGGGUUCCUUUCAAAUGACCCAGGACGUAACCCGAACUCAAAGGAUUUUGAAUAA